GCCGAACUCAACAGCACACAGCGGCAAUGGUGGAAUCGUCCGGCGAAGAAGAAACGCCCCUUCCAAAGGGCGCAAAGGGUAAGGCCCCGGCAAAUGCAAGGCAGCGCGUCGCCCAGAAGACCAGCGGCCCCCAGAAGUCGAAGAAGUCGCUCCCCGUGGCGUACAAGUCGCCCCAUGAGAAGAUGCAGCCCGACUCGCUGAUUGAUGCGGUCGUUCAAUGUGAUCACUGCCGGCAGAACAACAGAGACUGCCAGUACAAGGUCAGCAGGACCGGUUCGCUGCCUGGGCGUUGCGAGGGAUGCGCGAAGCAGCAGACCGCCUGCAGCCUCGCCCCGCGCUAUGUCAAUGGGCAAUCGCUCAGAAACACCAGUGCUGGGCAAAUGGCGCAGAAGUGGCGUGACUGGGCCAGGGCGCGGAAGGCGGCGGAUCUCCCGGUUCCGGAACUGGCGAUCCUCCACGAUGGACCCCAGGGCGCGGAGGACUGGGUCGUUGACCUUGAGACCUGGGACGGCAAGACUGCCACCGUGGCGAAGCAUCUGCAGGACUGGGUCGCCUAUCGCACCAAAAUGCGGCUGGCCGGGCGCCACAUCAAGGCCUUCAAGGCCAAGGACUUCAUCGACUUGACCGUCGAGAAGCAGGAUGGCGCGGAGCCGCCUGUCUUUGACUUGACAGGUGAGGCCCAGGAACCGACGGAGCCGCCCGUCGAUCCCAAGGACAACGACGUGGAGAUGUUGGAUCCCGGCGAGGGUGGUGAAGCAAACCCAAAUCAGGCGGACGCGAAGGAAGGAGCGGAUGGGAGGGAAGCAGCGGGGCUGACGGAAGGAGCGGGGCUGACGGAAGGAGCGGGUCCGACGGAAGGAGCGGGGCUGAUGGAAGGAGCGGGUCCGAUGGAAGGAGCGGGGCUCACCAAAGGAGCGGGUCCAGCCGAAGGAGCAGGGCUCACCGAAGGAGCGGGUCCGACCAAAGGAGCGCGGCCCACGGAAGCAGCGGGGCCCACGGAAGCAGCGGGGCCCACGGAAGGAGCGGGACCAACCGAAGCAGCGCCGGUCGAAGGAGCGGGCGGCAAGGUGGCCACUCCAGCCAAAGAAGCGGCACCUGGGGCCGGGCCGGUGGGCAAGGAAGUGGACUCCGUGGGCGAGGUCCCGAUGGACCUGGACAAGCCUGACCAGUUCCCCGGGUUCCAGGCACUCAACGAGCGCGAGGGCAGCGGAAGCGGCGUGCACGACGCUGAAGACCGGCGCAGUGCAGAGAGCGACAACCAGCUGGGGUCCACCACCUUGGACCCGAAGAUGAAGUGGAAGGAAGCGUACGUUAUCCUCGUCCAACUGCUCAGGGCAGAGAAGAAGGAUCGCGACGCGCUCGCCGCUCGCGUCGAAGUGCUCGAGCAGGCCAACGCCGCUCUUCAGCAGCGGGCCGUCAACGCUGAAGAGGACCUCAACUCGGCGAUGAGCGGGCUUGCGGAGUUGGACGAGGUAGUCGAGGGAGUCAAGGAAAGACUCGACGCCUAUUCCACUAGGGUGGAUGGGCAGGUCCGGCGAGUCGAGCGGCGGCUCGACGCUCAUUCCACCGGGUUGGGGGCGCUCACCUCGGAACAGGAGGGUAUGCGCAAGUACCUCAACACCCUCAGCACGCUCAAGGAGCGAAUGUCCGUGAUGUCGGAGUCGUUCAAGACUUCGAUGGAGGCAACGGUGAGGCGGGCUGAGGAGAUUGAUGAGCGCGCCCAGGAGCGGAUGCGCGCGUUGGAGACCAUGGUGCAGCAACAACGGCGGCACCCCACCAUGGUCGAGCAAGAAUGGCUGCAGAUCCCCGUGCAGGAGCGCGCGACGCGGGUCCAUAGGUACCUGCCAGAAAGCCUGGCGCCGCGAAUCCAACCGCCUACGAGGCCGGCGGGGACGCUUGUUCGACCUCCCCUCUCCCUUGCGCCGUUGAACUUCAACCCGGCCACGCCUCUUCCGCGCAAGACCCGUACGCCGACUGGUCCGCCGAUACCCGGUCCGUCAACGGCUGGUCCAAGCCGCCCAUCAGACGUUGGCAAGAGCCCGUUUGAGCCGUCUUCUGAGGACGAAGAGGACGACGAGGAUCAGCUGGCGCGAGGUGAAGCAAUGGACGAGUCUGACUAA
Molecule: messenger RNA, 2120 nt
Organism: Rhodofomes roseus
Lineage: Eukaryota; Fungi; Basidiomycota; Agaricomycetes; Polyporales; Fomitopsidaceae
Exons: 3
Coding region: 27-2120 (697 amino acids)
Source: RefSeq, a predicted model, not a curated record